Coffea eugenioides is the source of this 805-nucleotide messenger RNA. Its product is annotated as ethylene-responsive transcription factor ERF011-like. Gene Ontology annotation, molecular function: DNA-binding transcription factor activity; DNA binding. The coding region runs from base 7 to 549 and encodes 180 amino acids. NCBI's taxonomy places the organism in Eukaryota, Viridiplantae, Streptophyta, Magnoliopsida, Gentianales, Rubiaceae. Gene Ontology annotation, biological process: regulation of DNA-templated transcription. The record is from RefSeq and is a predicted model, not a curated record. The transcript has a single exon.
ACAAAAAUGGUUAGACCUCAAUCGAGAAGAGAAAAUGGCGGUACUAGUCGUAGUAAUGGUAUUAAUAAUUCCCGGCGUUACAAGGGAGUUAGGAUGAGAAAAUGGGGGAAAUGGGUGGCAGAAGUCAGGCAGCCAAAGAGUCGUGACAGAAUAUGGUUAGGCUCGUACCAGACUGCACAGGAGGCUGCUAGAGCUUAUGAUGCUGCUGCAUUUUGUUUACGGGGUCCGUCCGUGAUGCUCAAUUUUCCUGAUGACCCACCUCGAAUUCCAGCUGCCGGUGAGCUAUCGGCCACCCAAAUUCAAGUUGCAGCGUCCAGGCAUGCCCGGAGUCGGAGGGUUGAGGAGGAUGCAUUGGUUGAUGGGAAUGAGGAGGUGGGGGUGGAGGGGGGAUUUUUGCAGGAAUGCUCUGACUUCGGUGGAUUCUUGAGGAAUGGUUUUUGUGAAAGAGGCGGUGAGAGAGAUGAUAGCGGUGGCGGUGGCGGUGGCGGUGGCAGUGCAGGGAUGUCUAGUGCAACUUUUUUCGGGACACCGGCUUUGUGGAGUUUUUGAUUCGUCAAAUUGAGGUGUUUGGAAUUCUUCACCAACACAGGACAAAUAGAAAGUGUACAAGACCGUCCCCCCCCCCCCCGGCCCACUCUCUCCUUAUUGUUUUUGUUUGCUUGUUUUCUGGAUGAGUUUUACAUUUAGAUCCCAAAUUUUUAUUUGGAUGGAGUGGACUUUUGCCUCGUCCAACAAUUUCAACUAGUAUAGAUGCUGAAUGAAUGUUAGUGCAAAUUGAGUUAUUCGCCUAGUCUGCUAAGUUGAG